Molecule: messenger RNA, 5005 nt
Organism: Colossoma macropomum (tambaqui)
Lineage: Eukaryota; Metazoa; Chordata; Actinopteri; Characiformes; Serrasalmidae
Gene: nos1
Product: nitric oxide synthase 1 (neuronal)
Exons: 29
Coding region: 148-4434 (1428 amino acids)
Biological process (GO): nitric oxide biosynthetic process
Molecular function (GO): calmodulin binding; FMN binding; flavin adenine dinucleotide binding
Source: RefSeq, a predicted model, not a curated record
AGGAAGGCGGAGUAUUUGGUGGGGUGGGGGGGGAGAGGCACGCGAGUUUGGACAAAAGCAGAGGCAGAGGCAAAGCGCGCGGAGGACAAACCUGAGCUGAGCGCGAGACAGACGAGCAGUGUAAGUGGACAGAGUGGACAGACCAUAAUGGAUUCUGAACCCAGCGUAUGUCAGCUCCAGCCCAACAUCAUUUCUGUGCGCCUCUUCAAGCGCAAGGUGGGUGGUCUGGGCUUUCUGGUGAAGCAGCGGGUGUGCAAGCCCCCCGUCAUCAUCUCAGACCUAAUCCGGGGCGGGGCGGCUGAGGAGUGUGGCCUGGUGCAGGUGGGUGACAUUGUGUUGGCUGUUAACAACAAACCACUGGUGGACCUGAGCUAUGAGCGGGCACUGGAGACGCUGAAGAACGUCUCUCCUGAAAGCCACGCCGUGCUGAUCCUGCGUGGGCCCGAGGGCUUCACCACCCACCUGGAGACCACGCUGAGCGGGGACGGUCGGCCCAGGACCGUCCGCAUCACCAAACCCGUGUCUAGGCCCUGCGAACGCUGCUUGCCCCUGCAGCCUGCUACGCAAGCCAAGGAGCUGAGGGCCAUCGAGAACCUGUCGUCUGCAUCUACACCCAGAAAAGAGGCCAAAGAUGGCAAAAUUCCCUUGAUCGGGCAGGACGCCCUGUUGAGGGAGGGGGGUGGGGGCCACCCAGGCCUGCUGCUGAAUGGAGUGGAUGAUGGAAAUGACCUGCUGAAGGAGAUCGAGCCCGUACUGAAGCUGAUCAAAAACAACAACAGCAAGAAGGAGCUCAAUGGAGAUGGACAGAGAGGAGUUGAGAAGAAGGACGUGGAGGUGCAAGUGGAGAGAGACCUUGGUGUGGGAAUAGGCGGUAAUACCCAGCUGGCCGCCGAUAACGACAGAGUGUUCGAUGACCUCUGGAGGAAGGACAUCAUGCCUACAGUGCUUAACAACCCGUACUCGGAGAGUGAUAAGCCACCAUCACAAGGCAGAGCAUCACCAACUAAGACAAUACAAAAUGGAAGUCCAACCAAAUGCCCCCGAUUCAUGAAGAUAAAGAACUGGGAGAGUGGAGCGGUGUUCAACGACACCCUGCACAACAGCUCUAGCAAGGUGCCAAUUUGCACUGACAGAGUGUGCAUAGGCUCAGUGAUGACGCCUAGCCAGACUCACAAGCCAGACGAAGUUCGAACCAAAGAAGAGCUUCUACCUCUGGCCACAGACUUCAUCAACCAGUACUACACUUCAAUCAAAAGGUGUGGAUCCAAGGCACACGUGGAUAGACUGGAGGAGGUGAAGAAAGAGAUUGAAACUUCUGGAACGUACCAGCUUAAAGACACAGAGCUGAUAUACGGGGCCAAACAUGCUUGGAGGAAUGCGGCCCGCUGUGUGGGGAGGAUCCAAUGGUCCAAACUGCAGGUGUUUGAUGCUCGCGACUGCACAACAGCACACGGAAUGUUUAAUUAUAUCUGCAAUCACAUCAAAUACGCCACUAACAAGGGCAACCUCAGGUCAGCUAUCACCAUUUUCCCCCAGAGGACAGAUGGGAAACAUGAUUUCCGAGUGUGGAAUAGCCAGCUGAUCCGCUACGCAGGCUACAAGCAGCCUGACGGCUCUGUGCUGGGAGACCCUGCUUCCCUGGAGCUCACCGAGAUCUGUAUACAGCAGGGAUGGAAGGCUCCUAAAGGGCGCUUCGAUGUCUUGCCCCUUCUGCUCCAGGCCAAUGGCAACGACCCAGAGCUGUUUGAGAUUCCAGACGACCUUGUGCUGGAGGUCAACAUCACACAUCCUAAGUUCGAGUGGUUUAAGGACCUGAAUCUGAAGUGGUAUGGCUUGCCUGCUGUAUCUAGCAUGCUGUUGGAGAUCGGGGGGUUGGAGUUCACUGCCUGCCCCUUCAGUGGCUGGUACAUGGGCACAGAGAUUGGCGUAAGAGACUUCUGCGACAGUUCUCGCUACAACAUCUUGGAGGAAGUUGCCACUAUGAUGGGGCUGGACACCAGGAAAACGUCCUCGCUGUGGAAGGACCAGGCACUGGUGGAGAUUAAUAUCGCUGUUCUCUACAGUUACCAGGUGUCAAAAGUGACUAUCGUGGACCACCACUCAGCCACAGAGUCCUUCAUGAAGCACAUGGAGAAUGAGUUCAGGGUGAGAGGCGGUUGUCCGGGCGACUGGGUUUGGAUCGUUCCUCCAAUGUCCGGCAGCAUCACGCCCGUCUUCCACCAGGAGAUGCUCAACUACCGCCUCACGCCCUCCUUUGAGUACCAGACCGAUCCAUGGAACACUCAUGUGUGGAAAGGAGUGAACGGAACACCCACGAAGAAAAGAGCAAUUGGCUUCAAGAAACUGGCUAAGGCUGUGAAGUUCUCAGCCAAGCUCAUGGGCCAAGCCAUGGCCAAGAGAGUGAAAGCCACCAUUCUAUUCGCCACAGAGACAGGCAAAUCACAGGACUAUGCAAAGACCCUCUGUGAGAUUUUCAAGCAUGCUUUUGAUGCAAAGGUCAUGUCAAUGGAAGAAUACGAUGUGGUGGACCUGGAGCACGAGACAUUGGUGUUGGUGGUCACCAGCACAUUUGGAAACGGGGAUCCGCCAGAGAAUGGAGAGAAAUUUGGUGCGGCACUGAUGGAGAUGAGGCACCCUACCACCAGCGCAGAGGACAGAAAGAGCUACAAGGUGCGAUUCAACAGCGUCUCCUCUUAUUCGGACACCCGCAAGUCCUCCAGUGAUGAGCCCGAGUCUAAGGCAAAUUUUGAGAGCACAGGACCUCUCGCCAAUGUCAGGUUCUCGGUGUUUGGCCUUGGCUCGCGGGCCUACCCACACUUCUGUGCAUUUGCCCACGCAGUGGACACGCUGUUCGAAGAGCUUGGGGGGGAGCGCAUCCUCCGCAUGGGCGAAGGAGACGAACUCUGUGGCCAGGAGGAGUCCUUCAGAACAUGGGCCAAGAAAGUUUUCAAGGCUGCCUGCGACGUGUUCUGUGUCGGCGACGAUGUGAACAUAGAAAAGGCAAAUGAUUCAUUGAUUAGCAACGACCGCAGCUGGAAAAAGAGCAAGUUCCGCAUGACGUACACGGCUGAAGCUCCGACGCUAACACAAGCUCUCUACAAUAUUCACAAGAAGAAGGUGUAUGGAGCGAAGGUCUUAAUGAGACAGAACCUUCAAAGUGUCAAGUCAAACCGAUCCACCAUAUACAUCCAGCUCCAUGCCAACAACCACGAGAGUCUGAAAUACCUGCCUGGAGACCACUUGGGAAUCUUCCCUGGCAACCACGAGGACCUGGUUACGGCUCUCAUAGACAAACUAGAGGAUGCACCUCCUGUCAAUCAAAUCAUUAGGGUGGAGUUUCUGGAGGAGAGGAACACAGCACUGGGUGUGAUCAGUAACUGGACAGAUGAGAGUCGUAUCCCUCCCUGCACCAUCUAUCAGGCCUUUAAAUACUUCCUGGACAUCACAACCCCACCCAGUCCUCUCCUGCUGCAGCAGUUCGCUCCUCUAGCCACCAGUGAGAAGCAGAGGAAGAGACUGGAGGUUCUCAGCAAGGGUCUGCAGGAGUAUGAGGAGUGGAAGUGGUAUAAUAACCCCACCAUGGUGGAGGUUUUGGAGGAGUUCCCGUCACUGCAGGUGCCCUGCACACUGCUCCUCACCCAGCUGCCCCUGCUCCAGCCACGGUACUACUCCAUCAGCUCCUCGCCGGACCUCCACCCAGGCGAGAUCCACCUGACAGUGGCUGUGGUCUCCUACCGCACCAGAGACGGUGCAGGUCCCAUACACCACGGGGUGUGUUCCUCCUGGCUCAACAGCCUGGAAGCAGGCGACAUGGUGCCGUGCUUCGUCAGAGGAGCUCCAUCAUUCCGCAUGCCAAAGGACAGCAAGGUUCCCUGCAUUCUGGUUGGGCCGGGCACAGGAAUCGCCCCCUUCAGAAGCUUCUGGCAGCAGAGACUGUUUGACCUUGAAAAUAAAGGGAUCAAGGCCUGUCCGAUGAUUUUAGUCUUCGGGUGUCGACAGUCACAGAUGGACCACAUCUACAAGGAAGAGACCAUCCAAGCCAAGAACAAGGAAGUGUUUCAGGAGCUCUACACCGCAUACUCACGAGAGCCUGGAAGACCAAAGAAAUAUGUUCAGGAUGUCCUUCGCGAGCAGUUGUCUGAGACGGUGUAUCGGUGUUUGAGGGAGGAGGGGGGCCACAUCUACGUGUGUGGGGACGUAACCAUGGCGGGAGACGUGCUGAAGACCGUCCAGCAGAUCAUCAAACUGCACGGCAACAUGUCUCUGGAGGACGCUGGAUUCUACAUCAGCAAACUGAGGGAUGAGAAUCGUUACCAUGAAGACAUUUUCGGUGUUACUCUGCGUACGUAUGAGGUCACGAACCGGCUGAGAUCAGAAUCCAUCGCAUACAUUGAGGAGAGCAAGAAGGACUCAGACGAAGUGUUUUGUUCGUAGAGCCUUGUUACCGUUCUGGUCUCACUCAAUUUGGGAUGGGACCUGAAAAAAACACAGCGGCUGUUUAAGAGAAAACUGUGCCAAGUUUGUCUUUUUUGUUUGCCUUUUCUUGUCUUUCUUUUUUUACUGUAAAUGUUCUUGGCUCUUUGCUAGUUUCGACUCAUCCUGCAUCUCUGUGGUGAGAGUCUGCACUCACGAGAUAACAAGUACGUUUUAUUUCUUUCUUCGCCGCCAAUUUCUGAAUGCACUUUUUAUCUGACGUACGUUCACAUGUUCUUCUUUAUUAACGAGCUGUGCGCAUUGGCCACCUAAACUCGAACUGCCUAUAUUGUGGAUGCAUGAGCAAGACCCAUGAUGUCAAGAGUUGUAGUCCUGAUUAUAUUAACAUGUAUAAACAUGUAUUUAGCUAUUAUGUGUUGGUGAUAAAUGGUUUAGCUUCGAGUUUAGUGAAUGGAAAGGGUCACUGUGCACAUCAUAUUGUGUCUGGAACUAGAAACGGAGCCAGUGCUAGUGAGGCUUGUCAGUUUUUAAUCAACUGCAUGUUUUGUGAUUUCUGAACAAAAAAAAAAAA